Molecule: messenger RNA, 306 nt
Organism: Geodia barretti
Lineage: Eukaryota; Metazoa; Porifera; Demospongiae; Tetractinellida; Geodiidae
Source: the annotation of a GenBank genome assembly
GCGUUCCCUGUUAGUUAAUAUUGCGCGUAUUUCUCUGAUGAGAUUACCAGCGGUGUAAGACCUACUAGGAAUCAAAAGAGUAUCCAUCAAGAAAUGUACGUACACGAAGGUAAUCAAUCGAUUAGCUCAGUGUCACUAAUGCCUUCCCUCCUCAAAUCAAAAAUAUACUUUCGGCACUGCAUCAACCGAGGGAUAAUUAUUGCUAUUGCAUUAUACCAAAUUUGCCAAACUCACCUGCCAUAUUCAUGUUCCUCUUCAACAUGUCUGCUACAGUGUGAUCUGCCAUUUUUGAUUAUCUAUGAGUCC